Molecule: messenger RNA, 5723 nt
Organism: Hippocampus zosterae (dwarf seahorse)
Lineage: Eukaryota; Metazoa; Chordata; Actinopteri; Syngnathiformes; Syngnathidae
Gene: ccdc187
Product: coiled-coil domain containing 187
Exons: 8
Coding region: 2607-4550 (647 amino acids)
Source: RefSeq, a predicted model, not a curated record
CUGGCGCAUAUCAAGAUGUACUGUGCUGUUCUUACGAGCACACACACCAUCCGAGCGGACAAAGACAAUGCGCGAACGCCGACCGAAAACAAGAAAUUGAAUCACUUGUCUGGACAGAAGCCAUUUGCAGAUUCAGUCACUCUGGGACCUGUUUGAGAAAAUAUGAUGGACAAGGACUCACAAAAUGAUAUCCUCAUAUGGAGGAGGCAGAAAGGCACCAAAACGUUGUUGAUACGAGUCUGUCUUCUUCACGAAAUGGACCAGAGUAAAUCUUGCCAUUGACACAGGAAAAAAAUGGCUUACAACUGAUGCAGGGAGGCAACCAGAUGGUAACCAUCAGUCACCCUGUUCGGCUUUGCACUUACUGUAGAAGUCCCACCCCUUCCAAAACAUUGCCGUUGCCUUUGCACAUGGCAAUGCACAUCUCAACAAUUCCCACGUUACACUUGCAAAAAAAACUAAACAAAAUGGAAUGGCUGAAUAGUUUUAAGGAAAAGAACAAAGUGGGUAAAAGCUCUCGGUCUGGCCGAGUGGAGCGUUUUAUGUUGCAUGGCUGCACCAGCAUCAUAUUUUCCUUUAGCCUGCCCUUUCCUUUUUGAGAAGGCUGCCGCAGACGAAUUUAUAAAAGUCCCUUGUUGCAAGAUGUGAGGUCAAAGAGGCGUUGGUGGGGACUGUCAUUCAUCGGCACUAAGGAGUUGCUGUGUGUGUUGAGGUCUCUGUGCUUGGUUGUAAUUUUUAGCUCAACUGCAAGUUCAGAAUUCAUGGCUAACUGUGGCCACAGUAAAUGGAAAUGGCAAGGCUUGAGUCGAUGUUUGUAUCAAACAGUCAACUAUGAAUGCAUCUACUUUCUUGAACAGGCAUCCGAUUUGACGUGUUUAUUGAAUCUCUUCCUCCCUGUAGUUAGCGCCUUUAAUUAAGGAACAGAUGGCGUCAGGCUAUGUCGGAUAAAAUGCCAAAUCCCUGUGGCAUUCCACGCUUAACCUGACUUGACAAACUACUAAUUGUCUGCUGACGUUGACAAAGCUGCUGUCACACAUUUGUAUUGUGUAACAAAAUCUUACCUUGGAGUAGUUGUGAUGUAUGUAUCAUUCAGAUGCUGCUCACAUUGAACAGGUCACGCAGAGAAUUUGUUGAGGCCCUCUAAGCAUUAUCUCGUGUCUCAGAAGGAUGAACAUUCCCCAGCGACAAGGUGUUACUUGCGCUGAAAUGGCUUGUUGAGGAGUGGCCGAUGAAGCUGAUGACAACAACGCGUAUCUUGUGUAGUUCUUCCCUGUUUUCAUACGGCGUAAGAUGCAAACAAUUUACUUGCUUUCAAUGUGACAUCUACAUCCAAUAAGGUCUUCAGUAACGCGUCAGGACAUCAGGAAGUGCAUAUGUAUUAUAUCCUUAAUGAACCAUUCAGUCUAAACAAGAUGUGCAAAUUGGAUUGCUGUAGUCAGGAGCUCCAAGAAUAUGUCUACAGGCAUGGUGCCCACAAAACAAAAGCAGCAGGAGUUUAAUGAACACUUAAAAUCUUGCUCACAAAGUUCCAGUUAGUCAGUCCCAGGCGCGUUCUGGGCUUCCUUUCACAUUGUUCGUGUUAUGUUGCCACCUGCUGGUGGUCAAGGCCACCGAAGGACAGCCCAACAUUUUUCCAUCAGAACAAUCAGCUGUCAGCCUACCUAAUUACUCAUUCGGGGUUUGUGAACAAGCUAAUGUGUGUGUGUGUGUGUGUCAAAUGGCUAAACAGAUACAGGAGGAAGAAGAGCAGAUGAUGUGGAGAGCCAGGGAGGAAGAGGAGCACCGCCAAGGUAGACUUUCUAUUGUUUUGCCAUCACGUUGCUUUUUUUACAACCACAGUGGGUGGGCAUGAUGUAUUACUGUUUCAUUGACUUAUAGUUCUUUUUUUGGGGGGGGGGGGGGGGGGUGGAGGCUGCCUUUAUGAAGAUAGUGUUCGCUGUCGUAGAUCUGUGUUUCUUACUGUGGAUGGAAUCGAACUGCAAAUGACGGUUUUUUUUUUCUGCGAAUCCAGCUAUAUUGAAUAAGGUUUGUGGUUUAUGGAAGCGAGGCCGCGGGUGGAGACUUACCCGACCGCUUUAAUCCACCCCUCCUAGGGGUCACCAACGUGGUGCCCACGGGCAUCAGGUAGCCCCGGAGGACGCCAUGAGUAGCCGGCAGGCCUGUCUGACAAAGGUUACCAGCAAUGAGACGUUGCAUUUUUGGUGGUGUUCAAGGGAUGCUUUUGUGAAUGGACACCCUGGCAGAGACCUUUAGAAAUAUGUUGCUCAUUGAUAUUUUAUAUACAGUAAUUAUCGAGAGAAAUGAUUCUGAUAGUGUUUUGAGGCCAGCAGAAAAGGCCUUGUGGUACCAGUAUGGUUUCAGUUUGAUUGUAGAGUGUACAAAAUGAUUUGACAAAAUGAAGAAAUAAGAAUAGUAAUGAAGGCAUUUUACAGAGUUGCUUCGAAAGCAACACCAGCAAAUUUUAUGGAGAGUUCAUGCUCUCUCUGUGUUUCCUUCAAUAAGUUGCAUGUUGACACUGACGGUCCAUUGCUAUUUAUUUUGAACUACCGGUAGCAUGGCAGUACGUUUCCAUUGUAAAAAUAUCUGAAAACAUUUAAUAGCUCAUCAUGAAGUGCUCUGCUCUAAUACCCGCUAACAGCUUCACGCACCCCCCUUGCUUUUGUGUUUGCAUGUUUGGCAUGAAUAAAGGCAGCUCCAGCGGUUCUGCACCGCCAUCACCAAAGCAGCAUGCACUCAACAGACACCAUCCAGGGGAGGCACGGUACUCCCCUACUACCGCCAGGUGGCAGUAUUCUAACACUCCCAACCCUCCAGAUAAGCCUCCUCCACCUCGCUACCCUGGCAGAGGAGGCCACGAGCAUCCCCGUGGGCAACCUAGGAGGGAAUUACAAGAGUCAUUGCAUGCAGACUCUGUUUUCUUUGAACAGAGACCAAAUAAAAGACAAAACACAGCGCCUCUCAAUCGCAGGUCAUCAUUACGUUUGCCUCGAGAGAGAGACUACAGGACUCUCGCCACUUCCAGCAGCAUCGUGGAGGAGCCUGAAUGCUGGGGACAGUAUCGUGACAAUGGUGAUCAAGAGAAGAGGACGGCACGGGACUGGGAGCAGGAAAUGAACCGGCAAGUAGAAAAUGGGACAUGGACGAUGUGCGGCAGUCAGAAUGGAGCCGCUGGAUUAGCGCAGGCCGGAGAACGGCGGUGUAGUCGUAGCGAAUCUGUUCGCAUUCCUGAUCGUCCGAGACACGGCAGCGACUUGUCCAGGACGUGGAGUUACCGAGACGGCGCCGAUAAACGUGUCCACUUCGCAGCCGACGCCGGCAGGUCCGGCGUGCGGCCGGACACGAGCAUGCAGGUGUGGGAGAUGCUCGGCCAAGUCCUCCGAGAGCGGGGUGUUCCUGUGAGCUUGGGAGGAAGCGGGGCACCGCUGAAAAUAGGUCUUCAAAGCCCAGAAAGCCAGGCGCUUCACACGACUGACGUCCCCUACGGUGACUCCCGCCCGCAUCGGACAGCCUUCCAAAGAGCUGCCUCCGCCAGACAUAGUUUCCACGGCGACAUUAGGGAAAGAAGGAGAUUAUCUCACCGGGAGAACAGUGAGCGAGAUUACAAAGGAUCUGAAGACUGUCACCAGAACACUGUGGUGCACUCCGGAGAGCGUUCUCACAUCAGUGGCGUAGGCUGGCAUCUGUCAAACGGGCAGAGGCAAGGCAGUCAAAGAUGGAGGUGCCAAGACGGGGGGAGCGCCACAUGCGAGGACGCGGUGGAGAGGUCUGCUGGCAGGCAUCGGCACGAGACUGUCGACGAGCGCUUCAAUUCGGAGGAGGAGCGAGAGAGGGGAGCAAAGCGGCACCCUCGGAGAAGCCUCAGCGGCUGGCUCAGGGGGAGACGCUUGGCAGCAGGUGCAUCGCUGGCCCUGAAGACGAGGCAGACGAGCCUGGACCUGGGUGACCUGCAGCAGGUCCUACAUGAUGAGGAGCUGGCCUGCAAGCUACAGGAGCAAGAGAACAAGUUGUUGGCGAGGACCUCACAACCCCAGCCGUUUAAUCCUCGCCCCGAGGGAGACUUCCGUGUCGCACAGGUGGCCCAGGAUGAGGAAAUCGCUCGCUAUAUGCAAAAGCAAGAAAUCAAGUCAAAACGUCUGUCGCGAGAGUUAGAAGGACCGGAGUCAUGGCGGGAGCACCGAGCCAUGAUGAGUCAUCACGACCGGAGACAGGCGCGAGACACACAGGCACCAAGAGAGAGGCUGGACUCAGAGGGGCUUCCCUACCCCACUGAGGAAUGCUCUCCAGAGAACCAGCCGCCCAGCCCCAUCGCCAUACUCACACAAUCCCAGCAGGUCAGGAACAUUGUGGAGGAACUGGAUCCAACCUUCCAGGCCAAGAGCCAAGGAGCAGACAUCCUCCAAAUGGACCAAAGCGACAGCCCCGGUCAGUUACUUCCCAACUCGCGCAACUUUCUCGUGGAGCCCACCUUUAUCCCGCCCAUUAAGCGUCAAAAGGACAAGGCUGGAUGCACGAAAGCCAAAGAAAAGAAGGAAAACUGUAAGCAACAAUAAUAACAUUAUAGGUCAAAGUCAACUUUUUUUUGCUUUCUCUUUUACACUAAUUAUGACACGUACUUGUUGUUUCGUAAACAUGAUUAGAACUUCAUCAGCACUUUAGACCAGAAAGGUUGUCAGUCAAUAUAUUCCGCAUUGUUUCUCCAAGCAUUGAAAUGGAAUUGUUCAAGGGAAUACUGCCAUGCAUUCUAGUCUUUUUGUUGUUUUUUUUUUAACUGUAGAUCAUCGCUGCCCAACAAAAAGCAUGUAGGGUUGUAGUGCCUUGAGAUAUGAGUUAACCCUCGGAAGUCAUCACAUUUGCAUCCAUUGAAAUGAAUGUUAAUUCCUCAAUGAAAUGCUCCUCCUUUUGGUGUGCCUGCUUUGGCUACGUGGAGGCAGAAUAAAACAGCCGGAUAUCGUGUUAAGUGAGGCAUAAUUAUGACUUGCACCAGAGUUCCAGGCAGGUCUUACCUCAUCAGCCGCCAAUUACCGGUAUGCUGCAGCCUCAAAAUCAUGUGGGAUUCAUGAAAACGUCUCAACUCUGAGCUGAGUUCAUCAGUUGGCACUCAUAUUUGUCGUCGUAUGGAGAGGAUGUGACUGUGAGUGAGGUUGGAUUAUCUGCCGAGAUGCCGUGUGCUCCUGCGUAAAAGGGGCUCAAGCCUUGCAGUCGAGAUGCUAAGUAGCGUUAGCCUGAAGUUAGCGAAGCCUUUCUUCAGGCGGCAGUUUGGCUGUCUUUGUUUUAAGUUGAGUUUAAGUCACACUAAAGAGCUCAAAAAAUUGUUCACUCUUUGCCAAAGUGAUGCAUUUUGUAAAAGGGGUUGAGUUGAGUUCAUCGCCUCCAUAAAGCGCUCGUAUCUCAUGUCCGUGCUCGCAAGCUGAAGCCAAAAUCGCUUGAUUAAUGGAUGGCUUGUUUCUCAAGCAACUUGUAGAUCAGGUCACUCAUGUCUCAAGGGACAUCCAAACUUUGUGGGGAUAUAUAUAUUUUUUUGUAGCUAAAAAGCACAAAAAUUGUUUUGUCUUGUUAUAUUAAAAACAUGCAACUGCAUGCUUUUUUAAAAUUGUAUUUGUCCCUUGUCUAUUAUUUUAUAAAAUAUUUGAAUACAACAGUACACAUGGUUUUUUUUUCAAUUUGUGGCGGGGGUUAGUUAUCUGUACUCUAUUUUUACCUUCAAUAAAGGAAGUAAAACCUGU